AUGGAUGACUUCUAUCGCAGUGUUCUCAAGUAUACCGAGGAGAACGAUGCCAUGCAAAACCCCGCACUUCGAUACAAGCCGAUGCCCUUGCGGCUUGUCGCGCCGGAGAAUAAGACCCAUGAGGAGGAUGAGGAUGAUGAUGAGGAUGAAGAACUGGUCAGUAGCGGCGGUAUCCAGGGGCAUCGCUACGAUACCCGCAACGCCAAAGGAAAGGGAAAGCAGAAGCAGGCGACUACCGACGAAGACAUGAACACAUCGAGUGAGGACGAAGAGGACCAACCUUUAUACGUGUGCGUCCGCCGGCAGGGUACAAGCCCAUACUACCUCAUCGCCGAAGACGACAAUCUCUUCCUUGUUCGUUAUGAACACGCUGGAGAAUGGGACCGCAUGCUGAAAGAAGGCCCCAAAGGCAACCUGAACUCCUUUACCUUUAACAGCGCUUCCCGUGUUGAGCUAUCUUCCUUCCCCAAAGGCUUCAGCAUCCGACUAAUCGACUGUGGCAUGACCUCGAAGAAGAAGCCGGCGAACGCUCCAGUCGGUACCACGAAUCGCGAUACGCUUGACGACAACACCUUUCAUCUACUACACCCAGAGACAAAUAGGCUGAAGCACCGUGAGUACUAUUACUCUUACAAUAGGCACGACAACUCGGUCGAAGAGGCGAAGAUGUAUCCAAAAUGGGACUACGGAAUCGCUAAGUAUAACGAGAGCGUGUUGGAUGAGUUUCUGAAUGCGCUGCAGGAUCUAGUGUUGGAUGCCGCUGGCUCGUGGACCGACAACAGGCCUUGA
Messenger RNA from Alternaria arbusti, 789 nucleotides. RefSeq lists its product as uncharacterized. Bases 1 to 789 code for a protein of 262 amino acids. The record is from RefSeq and is a predicted model, not a curated record. Lineage: Eukaryota; Fungi; Ascomycota; Dothideomycetes; Pleosporales; Pleosporaceae. The transcript has 3 exons.